Molecule: messenger RNA, 1325 nt
Organism: Populus euphratica (Euphrates poplar)
Lineage: Eukaryota; Viridiplantae; Streptophyta; Magnoliopsida; Malpighiales; Salicaceae
Product: F-box protein SKIP5-like
Exons: 5
Coding region: 428-1096 (222 amino acids)
Molecular function (GO): protein binding
Source: RefSeq, a predicted model, not a curated record
GGUGUAGUUUUGUGAAAAGUCUUGAUCUUUAGUUUAUUUUUGCCUAGAUUUUGUUAAGUUGACCAUUUUUUAUGCUUAGUCGUUGGAGUUUGUGUUCUUUUGGGAAUUGGAAGAGUAUGAAAUUUAAUUCAUUUGGUUGAUAAAUUGCAGAUUAGAGAGAGGGAAUCAGCAUGAAUUAUGCGAGCGAACCUUGUUAAUUUAUAUAACUUUUGCAUUGGUUAUUUAAGGUUCACCAACUGAAGAAGAUUCGAUUGGAAAUUGCAAACACAAUUUACUGGGGAAAAUGAGGGACUAACAAUGUUAAGUUAAAAAUUUAUUUACAGUGGCUGCAUAAAUCUCAACGAUUAAUUUUGGUGACUACAUUUGGCUCAGUGGUGAUACAGCUGAGGAGGGGGGGUGUCAUUUGUAAUAACCUUUUAGUGCAAGAAUGUCCUAUAUUUGUAUUUUGGUUGCUAGCAUAUUUUUCUGUUAUUGUUUUAGUGUUUAUUAUGUUAGAUGGUGUUACUUGGCAUGUCAUCCUCGCUUAUGGCUCCGAGUAGAACAAUCUGCCAAAGAUUUAUCAGAGCCUGGAGUUUUCCCCAGCAUUGAGAAGGCUGUCUCUGCUGCUAGGCCCGGUGACACCAUUCUAAUUGCAGCAGGUGGGAGGCAUCUUGCCUCUAAUAUUCAAAUAAACAAACCUCUUUGCCUGAUUGGUGGUGGUGAGCUUCCUGAUGAAACAACUCUCUUAUGUUCUCGAGGUUCAGACAGUGCACUGGAGUUCAUAUCUACCUGCAAACUAGCAAACCUAACAGUGAAGGCAGAGCUUGGUUGCUGCUUGCUUCACAAAAGUGGAAGGCUAACCAUUGACAGUUGCAUACUUCAAUGUGAGGCAAGCCCUUUGGACUAUCUCUCGUGCCCCAUCAUCAGUACAGCAGGGGGGAAUGAGGUGGUGUCUUCCGCAGUGAAAACCAAAGGUAAUAGAGUUUCUGUUUCCCAAACCAGGAUUGAAGGAGGUGCCAAAGCUGUUCUGACAAGUGGGGACCUGACAUUGCAGCAAGUUCGAGUCAUUUAUGCUCGAACUUCUGUUUAUUUCUGGUUUGAUGUGGAUUCUCAGUGAUGAUCAAUUCUUCAUCACGAGCUUGUCUGUGCCAUAAUGAAACUAGUUACAUUAUUGUUUCUCACUGCUGUAUUGAUUCCCAAUUUAGAUAAUUUAAUCGAAUAACACGCUUUCUAGCUUUCUUUGCAUAAUUGCCAGUACACUUGCCCUCCUGUAAUUUCACUUAAUAUGAAAAAAAACUUGUUCGGUCCUUCUCUAUAAUUUGACAAGUUUAUUUAUUCCUUGCUUA